Messenger RNA from Orbicella faveolata, 599 nucleotides. RefSeq names its product gastrula zinc finger protein XlCGF71.1-like. Lineage: Eukaryota; Metazoa; Cnidaria; Anthozoa; Scleractinia; Merulinidae. The record is from RefSeq and is a predicted model, not a curated record.
AAUCAAACCCUGCUCUAAUAAAUAUGGCAACAAAGAUCAGAGGAAAGGCACACGGAUGCAAGCGUUGUGGUCAGUUGUUUGACCAGUUGUCAGCUUACAAGCAACAUGAACGAACUCACACAAGAGAGAAGCCGUAUUCAUGCAAGCAUUGUAAGAAGUGCUUUAGUCAGUCAUCACAUUGGAAGGAACAUGAACGAACUCACACAGGAGAAAAACCGUAUACAUGCCAGCAUUGUAAGAAGUGCUUUAGGCGGUCAUCAGAUCGUGUGAGACAUGAACGAACUCACACUGGAGUGAAGCCGUAUUCAUGCAAGCAUUGUAAGAAGUGCUUUAGCCAGUUAGGACAUUGCAAGCAACAUGAACGAACUCACACAGGAGUGAAGCCGUAUUCAUGCAAGCAUUGUAAGAAGUGCUUUGGUCGGUCAUCAGAUUGCAAGAAACAUGAAGGAACUCACACAGGAGUAAAGCCGUAUUCAUGCAAGCAUUGUAAGAAGUGCUUUGGUCGGUCAUCAGAUUGCAAGAAACAUGGAGGAACUCACACAGGAUCACAAAACGCAGUUCAACUACAGCGCAUUCGUGAAGUGUACGCGCAUGCGUAG